AUCAGCUUAUGAGUGUCAGACGUGUGUCAGUGCUUACUGUCAGACGUCCAGCUCUGUUUUAUAGGAAUGCUUAGGUGACACUUAACUCCAGUUUGGAAUUGAAGAGUUUCAGGGUUGCAUCAUAAUGGAGGACAACAUGCGCCGAGCACCACUGACUACGAACGGAUCAGUCAUUUUCUCACCUGAGAGUUGUGACAUUGACGUUUUAGACGAUGGGAGGACCAUCAGUGACUUCAUAGACUAUAAAAUAAAAGAGCGUGGUUUGUUGGACAAUGAAGAGCCUUUCCAUGUGGCAAAUCUAGACAACAUAGUGUCGAGGUACUACAGGUGGAUCACUAACCUCCCUCGAGUCAAGCCUUUCUAUGCAGUGAAGUGCAACAACACAGCAGCAGUUCUGAGGAUGAUGAAUGUUUUGGACACUGGUUUCGACUGUGCUAGCAAGGGUGAGAUCCAGAUGAUGCUGUCCCUCGGAGUGACACCUGAGAAAAUCAUUUACGCACAUACAACCAAACCGAUGUCACACAUCAGAUACGCCUGUGCUCAUGGAGUCGAUAAGAUGACUUUUGAUAAUGAGGAUGAACUCCUAAAAAUUUCUCUGUGUCACCCCAAAGCCAAACUGGUACUCCGCAUCGCAGUGGAUGACUCCAAAUCGUUGGUGAGACUCAAUUCAAAGUUCGGAGCCAGUCUGGAGUCAGUUGGUAAGCUGCUGGAACGUGCUGGAGAGCUCGACUUGGAGGUCAUCGGGGUCAGCUUUCAUGUCGGCAGCGGCUGCACUGACGGCGGGGCGUUCAGGCAGGCCAUAGCAGAUGCACGACGUGUCUUUGACAUGGGGAAUUUGCAGGGAUUCCAGAUGAGACUCUUGGAUAUUGGUGGAGGGUUCUCUGGGGCCGGAGGUGUUCAAGGAUCAUUUGAGGAGUGUUCAGAAGUCAUUAAUGAAGCACUGGAUAAAUUCUUCCCGCCUGACUGCGGGGUGAAGAUCAUGGCAGAACCAGGCCGAUUCUUCGUGGAAUCAGCCUUCACAGUGGCACUGAACGUCAUUGCCAAAAGAGUAAUCUUAGAUGAUAUGGACGACCACAGCGAUGAUGAGGAAAAGGGCUGUGACAGAACGAUGAUGUACUACCUUAACGAUGGAGUGUACGGUUCCCUGAGCUGCAUUAUCUUUGACCCAGCUAACGCCGACCUUAAACCAUAUCCUCACAGGGCUGUUGAGAACGGCGAGCGGCGAUACCGGUCUGUCAUCUGGGGUCCAACCUGCGACAGCAUCGACAAAGUAACAAGCAACUACUGGAUGCCUGAGUCUUACGUGGGGGACUGGCUUCUCAUCGACAACAUGGGCGCUUACACUCUUAGUGCAUCCACUGACUUCAAUAGCUUUGAAAGGGCUCACGUCUAUCCUGUCGUGACAGCUGAGACAUGGCACGCCUUAGACCUUUCUCACCUCUACAACAUUUAUUGAUAAGUCUGGGGCCGUAUUCACAAAGCUUCCUCGUACGAAGAGUUGCUCCUAGUGACGAAAUUCUUAGAACUGUGAAGUUUUCUUAGAAUUUCCUCUUAAAGUCAAGCCUAGGUCCUCGUAAAGAUGAAAGUUAUUCACGAGCAUCUUAGACCUGAAAAGAGCUCAAAAGGUGAAAAACUGUUCAGAGCAGGAAGGAGAACCUUAAAGAGGCUUAAGAGUUUCUUAAGCAGGGGAGAAAAUGGUGGAAACACAAAGAGGUCUGAGAUGUAUUCUCCAAACCUUAGAUCGUGCAGGGAUAAUAUGUGUGGUCGAUCCCAGAAGAGAUAUGCACACGUUUUCCACCUAAUGCUGGAAACACAUUGGUGCUGCGCCGCCAUGUGAUGCCAAGUGCUGGUCCUAGCACACUGGACACGUCGUUCUGCAGCUGGUCAACAGACGACCACGCGAAGUUAUUGUUACUGAAAGAUGCAUACUUCUUCCACCUUUGCGUUAGCUUCAAAUUAUGUGUGGACAGCCACUAAGUUGAUUUCUCACCUGAAGAGCCAAUCAACAGAGCUAUGACUCGCCAGGAAGUAUCUGUCUUUAUAAUGACAGGACUGUUGGUCGUUUAGCUCAGGAUAUUUCUCGACCUCAACAACGAGGUCUCUCUUCAUCCAUUCGUCAUCACACAGGAGACACAGCAAUAGCUACAGAGCUCUCUUUAUACAUCCAUGGUAAGGAGGGGAGUCGAGCUGCUACAGGAGCUUAUAAGCAGAGAGCGAGUGGGGAGAAAAGCAUUUAAUUCCAGGUGUAGUGAAGCUGAAAACAGGACAGUGGCGUGAGGUCCUUUCACAGUCUCAUACUGUGAUGCAGUUCAUUUCAUGUCCACUGGGGGUCCUCACACCUUACAGGCUCACAAAGGGUGUGACUGUGACAACCAAUCACACCUGUUUAUAAAAGCAUACCUAGCAACAGGGUCAACCACACCUCCUCACUACAGUAAAACAUUUUGUCCCUUCCUUGCUCAGCGUUGCUCUGAGAACUUUCCUAAAUCCCUCAAUCAGGACUCUUUAUUAAAACAUUUAGGCUGAGUUAGGAGCUCUCUGACAUGAUUCAUAGGAUGUUUGUGAAUACGGCCCCAGAUGACUUCUGUUGGACAAUGACUCAAUACAUGGUAAAUGGUAAAUGGUAAAUGGACUGCACUUGUAUAGCGCUUUUCAAGUCCUCCAAUUACUCAAAGCGCUUUUACACUACAUGUCACAUUCACCCACUCACACACAUUCACACUCUGAUGGCCGAGGCUACCAUACAAGGCGACACCUGUGACUCAGUAACCAUUCACAUGUGCUCACUCACUGAUGAAACAGCCAUCAGGAGCAAUUUGGGGUUCAGUAUCUUGCACAAGGAUACUUCGACAUGCGGACUGGAGGAACCAGCGAUCGACCUGCCGAUCUUCUGAUGAGUGGACGACCCGCUCUACCUCUGAGCCCCAGCUGCCUGAACAAACAUAGGCAUUUAACAUCUGUCAUCGAUUGGUCAGUUUGUCAGGCCUAGUGUGAAGAUUUUGUCAGGUAUAUUAAUUGCGCUGCACCUGCAGUCAGGGUACCCAAAUAUGCUCUGAUUGUGUUGUCAAUGUGCUAACUGGCUAACUAGCAUCAAGACGCUCUUCCUGUUUCCCUUUUUCAAUGAUGAAUACAGACGACCGCCAUCUGCUGCUGUGGAGACUUAUUUCCUCUCAGCAGGAGCACAACAUAUGUGCUGGUUGGCCGUCAGCUGGAGUCUUUGCUGUGUGUUGAUGUGCAAAUUUUUGGCCGGGACACAGGCAGCAUAAAGCAACACAAAAGUCCGCUUUCGUUGAUGCUAGUUCUGUGAAGUUGGUUUGGUGCAUCUGGGCCUUGAUCAAGACAUCUUUCACCCUUCAUCCGGUUAAAACAUGUAGUUAAAAAUGACUAAGAUCUAAAAAGUGUAUCGUAAAAGUCAGUUUUUGACAGCUUUUGUGAGAAAUUGAAAUCUCAUCUGAAAAAUUUGUUCUUUUUUUUUUCUUCUUUUUUUUCUUUUUAAACAUCUUGAUGUUUUGUGGCGGUCUGAUGUAAACAAGAGAUAUCUCAACCAAGUUUGUUGGUCCAGAUCUGGAUCUGAGUCCUCUAACUUCAACACAUUUUCACUCCCAUCACGUCAAAAAACAACGGGCUCGGUACCCUCAUGCAUCAGUUUUGGACAUUUAGGGAUGGCGAGUCAAUCUUUGCUUGUUACAUGCAUUCUCUCUUUUAUUACACUUACACUUUUGUUGGAAAUGUAAAGUUACUGUUCGUUAAAUGUGCACAGUCUUUUUUUAAAAUAAAGUUUCAUGUAGGCAAAACACUUUUUUUGGUUUACUUCCUUAGGUUUGGAAAAAACCCACAAUGGUUUGGCUUAAAAAUAAGGAUGCUUGUAAGGAACAUAAUAACAUCAUGUGACAUACGACCCUAGCCUAGGAUGCUAAACAUUAUACGUUGUUAUUGAAACUCCAACUCCAACUCCAACACGACACGAUCAGUGGGCUCCCAGAUUAAAGUUUACUUCACCCAUCCACCUCCCCUCCCUCCUGCCCUGUGCGGACUUUCUUGCUCUUAAACUGCCCUUGUUGCCUGGAUUGUUAACAAACGCUGACACCCAGGUCAUCUUGUAACGCUGCUAAACAGUGCCUCUGUGCGUCAGUUUCUGACACCGAUGGGCCAGUGAAAGAGCAUCUGUUUUCGACGAGUUGGGAGUAAGACAGGGUUGCUGAUUUUGGGUAUCUUGUAAGACUGAAGAUGUUUCACACUGGAGAUGUUAAGACUUCAAUAAAAGUCCACUCUCUGCUGAA
Epinephelus moara (kelp grouper) is the source of this 4280-nucleotide messenger RNA. RefSeq names its product ornithine decarboxylase-like. The coding region runs from base 125 to 1456 and encodes 443 amino acids. Lineage: Eukaryota; Metazoa; Chordata; Actinopteri; Perciformes; Serranidae. Gene Ontology annotation, molecular function: ornithine decarboxylase activity. The transcript is spliced from 9 exons. The record is from RefSeq and is a predicted model, not a curated record. Gene Ontology annotation, cellular component: cytoplasm.